AUGCCAACGCCUCAAGAAAUCCAGCUCCCUGGCUUCGGCCUUCCCAUCAGCCACGCUGGGGCUCAUUUUCCAGCCGUCCUUGGGACAGAAGACGGAGAUGGAGAAGGAGACUGGAGAGCCAGCACUUUGACAAUUCGAGAAGUCUGCAUGAUCAAAGUCAUCGAGGACCUCACAAACAAGCCCGAGUGGUGGAUCAAAGUCAAUGAUGAUGAAAUUACUGCCAAGUGGAAGAAGGAGGCUAUGGAGAUGCCAUGGGGAGAGUAUCGAGUAUACGGUGAUUUCACCCAGGCCAUGGCCGAUGCUUGUAUCAGGGAAUUGCGCAAAAAGGCAGAUAUUUACCAAAAGACCGGCCUCAUUCCGGUCAUGGAUUACGCUUCUGCAGCCAUCAAAUCAGACAACUUGGUCCCCAAAGAUCUCCGAGAUGCCCUCAUAUCUGCCGUUUCCCCUUUGGAAAAUGUUCCCGAGAAACACAAAGACUGGCAUCCUGGCAGUGAUGGCAAGGUGCUUGACAUCGUCCACCCUUCGCUGUGGCCGCUUGUCUAUGGGCGAUCUCUCAUCCUCCCCGACAAGCGCAUUAAUCUCGAAGAAGCGCUGCCGCAUUGCGGGAAAGGCGUCGUUAUCCCUGUCGACGACAGUGAUGUCAGCAAGCGGCAUCCUAGUGCCUUUUCUAAACGCUUCCAGUGGCUCCCUUGCGACGUUGACCUGACUGGCGAGCACCCUCGCAUCGACAGCUACAUCAACAAUGUGCACCCGGUCAAACAUGCCGAGCUCUAUCCCGUCAUUGAGAAAUUCGUAGAGAAAUCGCUGCCGGCUUGGGAUGUCAUCUAUCGAUGGCAUAAGGACUUCGAAGUCCAACGUGUCUUCACGAACAAUGUUCGACCAGAUUGUAAAGUUCCCGAGAUCUGCGGAGAUGAGUGGUGUUCAGCCCAAAAUCGGCCACUGGACGACGAUGAGGAGCCUCGUAGAGAAGACGAGGACUAUGAAGAAGAUUACGAGGAAUCUGAUCGCAACAAACGCGAUGAGGAAUGGUUCAGGGAGACCCAUGUUCCAGAACUUCCGGACCCUAAGACUGAAUUGGAAGAGCUCGUCAAGAUCGACCCUAGAGACGUAAAGACCUCGGGCUUUUUUGGCAACGCUUCUCGAGUGCAGGUCAUUGUCAAGCUUGCGAACAUUCACCUCACCCCUGAGAAGCCAACCUACGAUGGUGGUUCAUGGCAUGUCGAAGGCCAGUUGAAUGAGCACAUAUGCGCGACUGCACUCUACUACUAUGACUGCGAUAACAUCACUGAUUCUCGCCUUGAUUUCCGCACAGUUGCCAACAGAGAAGACCAAACUUUAGACCUGAGUUACGAGCAGGGCGAUUUCGACAGCAUCGAACGAGUUUUCGCGAUUGAUCCCGGCGCAGACACACUCCAGAACAUCGGCAGCGUUCUCACACGCCAGGAUAGAAUGCUCUUCUUUCCCAACGUGUAUCAGCAUCACGUCAGCCCCUUUGAGCUGGUUGAUAAGUCUCGUCCCGGUCACCGCAAGAUUCUAGCCCUUUUCUUGGUCGACCCUCAGAUUCCUAUCAUCUCAACUGCCAAUGUUCCUCCCCAGCAGCGCGACUGGUGGGCGGAGGGGUUGCUCAGGAAUGAUCGCUUCAAUAACUUGCCCCCCGAGCUGACACGGAUGGUGGUGGAUAACUUGGAUUUCCCUAUUGAUCUGGAGGAUGCUAAGAAGAUCCGAGGGGAACUCAUGGCGGAAAGGACUGGUAUGCAGGGUACCCUUAACACCAACCUCAAGAAUCUUGAGUGGAAUUUCUGUGAGCACUAG
This is a messenger RNA of Fusarium fujikuroi IMI 58289, 1812 nucleotides long. RefSeq lists its product as uncharacterized. Lineage: Eukaryota; Fungi; Ascomycota; Sordariomycetes; Hypocreales; Nectriaceae. The coding region runs from base 1 to 1812 and encodes 603 amino acids. The record is from RefSeq and is a predicted model, not a curated record. The transcript has 2 exons.